AUGUUUGAAGCUUUGGUUGUAGCUCUGUUGUUCUCUGUUCUUAACUAUGGAAUCAACAGAGCCACAGCAAGUGGUGAUGGAGAUUUCUUCCAUAACUGCGCACCAUCAAGGUGCAGCGAAGAAGGCACAGAGAUCCGAUUUCCGUUCCGCCUUGCAACCAGCCCCCAAUCGUGCGGAGCACCUGGCUUGGAGCUAGCAUGUUCUAGGGAAGCAGAUACCAUCCUACUUCACCCAAUUCUUGGACUAUGCAAGGUCACUGCAAUUGACUACAGGUAUGGUGGCCUAAAUGUCAUCCCGCUUGAAGAAUCAUGGACUAGGUGCCCGCUUCAGAAGAUCUCUACCACCAAUCUAUCAACUAGUGUAUACAUACCUGACAGUUACGGAGGUGAAAUUGCAAACCUGGUACGCUGUUCAAGAGAGUUGAUACCAACGGAGAAGACCGGUACAAGACCAGGUCUGGGGGACAGUAUUGUUGGCCCAAUCUCUUGCCUGAGCAACACAAGCCAGUUCAUAUAUUUGAUGGACGGCAGUGAACCAAUGUAUAUUCUUCCCUUAGACUGCACAGUGGUUUCAAACGGUAUUUUGAUGCCGGCAGAUUAUGAUAUCAAAUCUACUAUGUUAUUCACCGACAGAGCCAGAAGGGUCAUUGCAUUUGGUGAGACAACCUUGACUUGGUCAGUUCCUAACAUGACCGACAUUUGUCUAGACUGCGAGCGAAACGGGCAUUCCUGCGGAUUCAGCUCACAACGCAGGCAAGCAUUCUGCAAGCGCCAAGGUUCACGUGUGAAAGUCAUUGCAGCAACAUCAUCGGUAGCCACAUUUGUGGUUCUCUUGUUGACGGCAGCCACAGCACUCUAUCGAUCCCUGAAAUCAAAGGUUGAUGAAGAGGUACGUUUGAAAAUCGAAAUGUUUCUCAAGGCAUAUGGCACAUCAAAACCAACAAGGUACACAUUCUCUGAAGUUAAAAAAGUAACAAGGCGAUUCAAAGAUAGACUGGGUCAGGGUGGAUUUGGAAGCGUAUACAAAGGUCAGCUGGCAAAUGGAGUACCUGUGGCAGUAAAGAUGCUGGAGAACUCAAAGAGCGAUGGAGAAGAAUUCAUGAAUGAAGUUGCAACCAUUGGUAGAAUCCACCAUGCUAAUGUGGUCCGUCUCUUGGGAUUCUGCUCAGAUGGAACAAGGCGUGCUCUUAUCUAUGAAUUCAUGCCUAACGGAUCACUUGAGAAGUAUAUAUUUGCAGAUGAAUCAGAUAUUUGUCGAGAGCUAUUAGCACCUAACAAAAUGCUGGAGAUAGCAUCAGGCAUUGCACGAGGAAUUGAAUACCUGCAUCAAGGGUGCAAUCAGCGCAUCCUCCAUUUCGACAUCAAGCCUCACAACAUCUUGCUGGACUACAGCUUCAGUCCAAAGAUUUCAGAUUUUGGGCUUGCAAAGCUGUGUACAAGGGAUCAUAGCAUCGUCACACUGACUGCAGCUAGAGGAACAAUGGGUUACAUUGCGCCAGAACUAUAUUCUCGGAACUUUGGGAGAAUAUCCAGUAAGUCCGAUGUCUAUAGCUUUGGCAUGCUGGUGCUGGAAAUGGUGAGCGGUAGGAGGAACUCGGAUCCAUGGAUUGAGAACCAAAACGAGGUUUACAUCCCAGAAUGGAUAUAUGAGAAAAUAAGCACGGAGCAAGAACUGGAAUCAUCAAGGGAAAUGGCGCAAGAAGAGAAGGAUACAGUAAGGAAGCUGGCCAUUGUGGCACUGUGGUGCAUUCAGUGGAACCCAAAAAAUCGCCCGUCCAUGCUCAAAGUGUUGAACAUGUUAACAGGAACCUUGCAGAGUUUAACGAUGCCCCCCAAGCCAUUUGUUUCGUCUCCGGGCCACCCCAUGCCGCAAAUCUAGAGAUUUGUUUCACAGCAAUUCUGAAUGUAUUUAUU
Molecule: messenger RNA, 1913 nt
Organism: Aegilops tauschii subsp. strangulata
Lineage: Eukaryota; Viridiplantae; Streptophyta; Magnoliopsida; Poales; Poaceae
Product: rust resistance kinase Lr10
Molecular function (GO): polysaccharide binding
Source: RefSeq, a predicted model, not a curated record